UGUGGAAAUUUCUAACGUGUAACACCUUCUGUAUGUAUUUACGUUAUUUGAAAUAUUUGUUUUUAUCUUCUAGUACAUUUCAGGUUUAAAACAUGUAUAUAUUUGAGCGUUUUUGCGUGAAAUCGUACCAUAAAUUGAAAUAAAAAUUUGAAAUUUACGCCGUGAAAAACACGCUUUAGCCAUUCACGUAAACAUAGAGAUUUUGCGACGAGUAUUUUGGACUUCGGACGCAGUAUGUAGUCGGAAAUGGAGACUUUAUUAAUAGAUACUUUCUAUCUCCAUGCUACGUGAAAAGUUGGACGGAUACGUCCCGCUGAGCUUUUUUACCGCCAUUGACAAAAAGUUAGAAGAUACCAACAGUUCAAUGGACGUAGUGGUCCUAGAUAAAAGGGGAAUGCUAGACACAGUGCGCAGGCACUCCUUACUCCUUAUUGCGGACGGAUGUCGGUCACGCGGAUUUACAUUAUAACCUGUCUCUUCUUCCAAUAUGGAGACUUGUAUGCAGUUCUCGACUAUGAACACGCUAUAUUGAUAUUUUCAUUGUUUGACACGGGAAGACGACCAAAGGAAGCUACCAAAAUGCCGAAAACGAUGAAUGUCAGGGUGACGACAAUGGACGCUGAACUGGAGUUCGCGAUCCAGCAGACGACUACCGGGAAGCAACUCUUUGACCAAGUUGUGAAAACGAUCGGGUUGCGUGAGGUGUGGUUUUUCGGACUCCAGUAUACCGACAAUAAGGGCGAUCUGACGUGGAUAAAAUUGUAUAAAAAGGUGAUGAACCAGGAAGUCAAGAAAGAGACUCCCCUGCAAUUCAAAUUUCGCGCCAAGUUUUAUCCCGAAGACGUUGCCGAGGAAUUGAUUCAAGAUAUCACGUUGCGUCUCUUUUAUCUUCAGGUGAAGAACGCUAUUCUGACGGAUGAAAUCUACUGUCCUCCAGAAACAUCUGUAUUGUUAGCGUCUUACGCAGUCCAAGCGAAACAUGGAGAUUUUCAAAAAGGUACACAUACUGCUGGCUUUUUAAUAAAUGACCGCUUGUUACCGCAACGAGUCGUGGAUCAACAUAAAAUGAGCAAGGAGGAAUGGGAAAGUUCCAUCACUAAUUGGUGGCAAGAACAUCGUGGCAUGUUACGUGAAGAUGCUAUGAUGGAAUACCUAAAAAUCGCGCAGGAUUUGGAGAUGUACGGAGUGAAUUACUUCGAAAUUCGUAAUAAAAAAGGUACAGACCUGUGGCUCGGUGUUGAUGCUUUGGGUUUGAACAUCUACGAAAAAGAUGACAAAUUGACACCAAAAAUUGGUUUUCCAUGGUCUGAGAUAAGAAAUAUCUCAUUUAACGAGAAGAAAUUUAUAAUUAAACCAAUUGAUAAGAAGGCACCCGAUUUCGUCUUUUUUGCAACUAGGGUUAAGAUCAAUAAACGAAUUUUAGCACUGUGUAUGGGCAAUCACGAACUCUACAUGCGUAGACGUAAACCAGAUACAAUUGAUGUACAGCAAAUGAAGGCGCAAGCAAGGGAAGAGAAAAUUGCAAAACAACAACAGAGAGAAAAGUUACAGUUAGAAAUAGCUGCAAGAGAACGUGCUGAGAGAAAACAACAAGAAUAUGAAGAACGACUUCGAAAUAUGGCAGAAGAAAUGGACAGGCGGCAAGCUGAAUUAAACGAAGCUCAAGAAAUGAUCCGACGUUUAGAAGAACAUCUUAGACAGUUACAAGCUGCGAAGGAGGAAUUAGAGGAUCGUCAGAAAGAACUUACGGCUAUGAUGGAAAAACUUGAACUUUCACAUGAGAUGGAAGCAGCUGAGCGUGCUAAACUUGAGCAAGAAAUACGAGCUAAGCAAGAAGAAAUACAACGUAUACAAUCUGAGGUAGUGGCAAAGGAUGCCGAAGCAAGGAGGCUAGAAGAAGUAUUUGAAGCUGCUAAAUUAAGGCAGGAAGAAGCCGAUCGAGCAUAUCAAGCUAGUACAACACCGCAUCAUCAUCAUGUUGAAGAAAAUGAAGAAGGUGAAGAGGAAGGAGAAGACGAAGUUUCUCAUGGUGAUGUUACUAAAGAUCUUGCAACCGAUGAAUCGAUAAUUGAUCCUGUUGAGGAGCGACGUACCUUGGCAGAAAGAAACGAACGCCUUCAUGAUCAACUUAAGGCAUUGAAACAAGAUCUUGCACAGUCACGCGACGAGUCAAAAGAAACUGUUAUGGAUAAAAUCCAUAGGGAAAACGUCAAACAAGGUCGCGAUAAAUACAAAACGCUUCGUGAAAUUCGUAAAGGCAAUACUAAACGUCGUGUUGAUCAAUUUGAGAACAUGUAAAUUAUAUAUGCAUUUGCCUAUUUGCCUGCCCAUUUCACCCUGCCUUUGAAUUCUCUUUCAAUAUCGUGUACACAUGGAACACUCAGUAAUCACGUCUUUUACAUAUGUAUAUGAGAAGCGUACACAGGUUCUCUGAUUGAUCUAUACAAAGACAAUUUGUAAAACUUCAAAUAUAUUAUUUUAUAAUAUUUUUUUGGAGAUGUUUCGAGGUAUAAGUCGCUCCCAAUUUCUAGCGAUCUAAAGUUUAUGAUAUGUAUUACUAUUUUUCAAAGUCGAUUCUAUACUCUGAGUACAGUUAAUUCAAGACAAAAGAAAAUAAAAAGCUCACAAUUGGCAAGGAACGCGACGAGCGACCAACUUGCGCCGUCUUCCAUGUAUGCUUCCACGUUGAUCACUGUUAAACAGUUUUUCGUAAAGCAAAAUGUUUAUAUAUUUUUUCAUAAUAAGUAUAGAUUUUCUUGCUGUUUUAGCUAUAAAAUAUUUAACGUUAAUUCAUACUAACUUUGUUAUUUUAGCUAUAUUAUUAGCUAAUGUUGUUUUUUUCUAACGAUAUCUCUUUUUGCUAAAAUAUCAAGAAAAUGUGUUACAUAAUUUGUGAAUACUGUUUUAUUUUUUGUCCAAGCAUUAUACACAAGAUUUUGAGUGCCGGCGCAUCAGUAUUUUUUUUCCAAGUAUUACUGUCGGUCACUAAGCGUAACGCCACAUAUGUGACUUCUUUUCACUGAUUACUUUCUUGUCGCGGUUCUUAUCAUGUUGCGUCUUAUCCGUCCUUGAUAAGGAUUUGCCCGAGAAAUACAUUGUAUUUUUAUUUGCGUCAUCACUUAUUUUUGCUGAUGAAUUAAGAUUACUUUUGUCAAUAGCGGUCGCUAUACACUGAUGUAUACAUAUCGGUUCCAGUUUUAUUCCGAUGUAUCAUUUUGCUAUUUACAGUAACAAAUAUAAUCCGAGUAGAUGAAUUAAUAUUUUAAAACAGUGUGGAAGAGUCACCAUUAUUUUUUAGUGAGUUAUAAGUAAUCUCUAAAUAUUAACCUGAAAUAGGUUUGUAAUGUACAAGCGACCGCUUAAUUUAUGUAACACGAAAUCAACGAUAUCCGUCUUCAUAAUAAAUAUAGACAUGUAAGCACGUCAUAUAAACUUUGCAAAAUUAUACAUACUAUUUUAGUACGAACGAAUUUCAACUACUGUUUAGUAAUUUUAUAUUGAACACACUCGUGGCCUUUAUUGAUAUACGUAUAUUGAAAUACUAGAUAUUAAUAAUCAGUAAUAUAAUAUAUACAAAUGUAGGAAUAUCGCGCGUCUCUUUGUAUUGCAUACCUUCAACAUAAGGUAAUUGCGCGGUUCCUAUAAAAAGGAUAGUUAUCAAGAUUCUUGAAGAGUAUGAAAGAGUGAAUGUGAGCGAGAGUGUUAUAAUAAAAAAUAAUACGUACGAAAGGUUGGAUGAUAGGAGAACUAUAACAUGUGGCUGUCUGGUACACCACAUAGAAAUUUUAAAACAAUUCUCUUUUUAAAGAAAAUUAUAUGGUGCGACAAUGAAAUUUAAUUAAACUGUAAUGAGGGAAAAUAUAGCCUAUAAAUGCUGCCAAUUUUUUGACGGAAUGCAAACAAAGAGCGAUGUUGUGAAGUGACACACUUUUUGCAAUAACGAAGUAGGAAAUAUGAUGGGAAAGUUUAAAAACUGAUCAUUGUAUCGGAAUUCAUACUUUUGUGCAUUAUCAUCAUUACAUGUUGCAGUAAACACGAAAGGAAAAGUACAGGAAAAAUAACAAUAGAUAUUUUUUGAUAAUAUUUAAUACUACAAUUUACAAAUUAGUAGUGUUAUAUUAUUAUUAUUAUUAUUAUUAUUAUUAUUGUAUUAUUAUAUUAUAUUAUAAAUAUUAUUAAUAUUUACAAUCUAGUAGCGUUAUUAUUAUUGAAACAAUAUUAAAUGAAAAUUGAAGCAAAGGAUUUUAUAGUCGUCGUGUAUUUGUACUCUCAAAACAAGUCGAAUGUACAUGGCAAUAACUACAUACAUAUUUUGUACAAUGUAACGCUCUAAAGUUCAAAGACAGACAAAUACCAUUUUCAUAAUAACUCGUCUGGAUAUUUUUGUCGUUAAACGUUUGGUGAGAAAGCUACUCUUGAAACAUUCCAAAAAACAUUUGUAAAAUGAUUUUAUUUACGUUGGGGUUUUUCGUUUUCUUGAAAGAUUUAUAAAACUAUUGGAUUGCAAAACAAAAAUUUUUUCUAUAUACAUACAUAUGUCUGUAAUGUACUUAAAUACAACUAUGUAUAUUUAAAACUACAGUAUUUUGUUUAUUGUGUUUAUUGACAUGAAAAGUCCACGAAUAACCCUAACGUGGAUCAUUAAAUGAUUUUCAUAUUCCUUAUGAAGGUAAUGAAUAUAAAAUCAUCUUUAAUGUAUUUCCGCAUAUUAUUACUUAAUAUGUAAAUUGCUAUAUCAAAUAUUUGAACUGACAUAAAAUUUAAUGACAUCAUUUUACAUAUGUAAAUAUUAUUAUAUACUUUCAUGAGGUUAUGGAAAAUUAAUUUAACGAUGCAUAUCAUGUUAAAAUUUUCAUGGUGUUAUAAUUUUUCUUUUCGACAUGUCCAAGCGAGUAAAAACAUGGUAGAAGAAUAUGCAUUUCUAGUUAUUAACAAAUUUUUAUAACUUCCAAUGCUUGAUGGUAUUUCCUAAAUUUUCAACAAUGUUCAAAAUGCGAAUGUUCCAUUUUUAUAUUGAGAAAAAAUCUUUGUAACAGUAUUAUUGAUUAAUUGAAACAAUAUACAUAAAACAUAUAAGAUAUGACCACAAGGACGCAUAGACAUUGUAUUUUAUUUGGAAAAAUAUUUGUUGGUGUGAGGAUAUAUGAAAAUCACUUGUACUUUGCUGAAAAAGUUAAAUAUUGUUUAAAUAAAAGAAUCAUAUCAUA
This is a messenger RNA of Bombus impatiens (common eastern bumble bee), 5207 nucleotides long. It is a transcript of the gene Moe, whose product is annotated as moesin/ezrin/radixin homolog 1. Lineage: Eukaryota; Metazoa; Arthropoda; Insecta; Hymenoptera; Apidae. Bases 442 to 2298 code for a protein of 618 amino acids. The transcript has 10 exons. Gene Ontology annotation, biological process: regulation of cell shape; positive regulation of early endosome to late endosome transport; positive regulation of protein localization to early endosome. Gene Ontology annotation, molecular function: actin binding; cell adhesion molecule binding. The record is from RefSeq and is a predicted model, not a curated record. Gene Ontology annotation, cellular component: adherens junction; filopodium; apical part of cell.